AGCCGAGACUGGGUCCUCAACGUCCUCACCGAUCACCUCCACUCCCAGCUACAGUCCUCUUCAAACUCCGUGGUUGUCCCGGUGAACAGUCUUCAGUUCGCCAUGUUCUGCCUGCUGGUACUCAUGUGCUUCGGCGAAAAGCUCGAUGAGAGGGCCAUUCGAGAGAUCGAGUCGGCCCUUCGCAACCUCCUCCUCUACUCCAACAGCCUCAACGUCCUCAAUUUUUUCCCGUCCGUAUCAAAGUAUCUUUUCAGAAACCGAAGGAGAAUCGCGCUGGAGAUGCUGAAAAAACAGACGGAGGUGUGCGUACCGCUCAUAAACGCCCGGCGAGAGCACAAGAAGAAUCAGCGGGAGACCGAGGAGAGGUACGUCUACUCCUACCUCGACUCGCUGCUCGACAUAAGACUGGCAAAGAUUAGAUAUGUCAUCCUCGCACAUAAUGCAGACGCACAAUGGCGGCGGCACUCGUCUCACCCGCCAGGCCAUUUCGUGCUACCGCACGCCAUGUCGGAGGAAGUGGAAUUCGAAGGAUACACCAUUCCGAAGAACGCCACGGUGAAUUUCAUGGUGGCAGAGAUGCAGCUGGACGAGAAAGUGUGGAAGGAUCCGAUGGAGUUCAGGCCGGAGAGGUUCAUCGACGAUGACGGAGGGCUCGAGAGGGUCGAUAUAACGGGGAGCAAGGAGAUCAAGAUGAUGCCGUUCGGGGUAGGCAGGAGGAUUUGCCCUGGGCUACAGCUUGCUAUGCUGCAUUUGGAGUAUUUUGUGGCGAAUUUGGUGAUGGAGUUCGAAUGGAGGGGUGUUGAUGGGGAAAAAGUUGAUUUUUCGGAGAAACCGCAGUUUACGGUGGUGAUGAAGCAUCCGUUGAGGGCUCGGUUGGUGCCGAGGAGGAAGAGGUAGAGAUCGAAGUUUAAGAGUUACUUGAAUUUGGUUGUGUUCGUAUUUGCGCAUCUUUUUAUUUAUUUAUGGCAUGGAUAUAGUAAAUGUGUAAGGAUUUUGUGUCAUGGUUGCUUGUAUUGGGUUAAAUCUGUCUGGGUCAAUUCACUUGAAACUUUUUGUUAUCUAGAUUUAGUUGACUUUGUGCAUGCAUGUUGCGUUUGUAUGGAUGGAUGAGUAAUGACUUCA
Molecule: messenger RNA, 1122 nt
Organism: Asparagus officinalis (garden asparagus)
Lineage: Eukaryota; Viridiplantae; Streptophyta; Magnoliopsida; Asparagales; Asparagaceae
Product: cytochrome P450 89A2-like
Exons: 2
Cellular component (GO): membrane
Molecular function (GO): oxidoreductase activity, acting on paired donors, with incorporation or reduction of molecular oxygen, NAD(P)H as one donor, and incorporation of one atom of oxygen; iron ion binding; heme binding
Source: RefSeq, a predicted model, not a curated record